UCCUGCUGCUGUAGCCCCACAGGCUGUGGAAGCUCGCUGAGCAGGGGACCUCGGGACCUGACCCAACCACCGUCUAUGUUGAUAUGCGAGCUCUGAGACACGACAGAGUCCGCUUGGUGGAAAGAGGCUCUCCUCAUAGCUUGCCCCUCAUGGAAUCAGGAAAAAUACUUCCAGGGGUUCGGAUCAUAAUUGCCAAUCCAGAAACAAAAGGACCGUUGGGCGACUCCCACCUGGGUGAGAUCUGGGUUCACAGUGCCCACAAUGCCAGUGGUUAUUUCACCAUUUACGGAGAUGAGUCCCUGCAGUCAGACCACUUCAACUCAAGGUUAAGUUUUGGAGACACCCAGACGGUCUGGGCGCGGACAGGCUACUUGGGGUUCCUGCGGAGGACGGAGCUCACAGAUGCAAAUGGAGAGCGCCACGAUGCCCUGUAUGUGGUGGGGGCGCUGGACGAAGCGAUGGAGCUGCGGGGGAUGAGGUAUCACCCGAUAGACAUUGAGACCUCAGUCAUCAGAGCCCAUAAAAGCGUCACAGAAUGCGCUGUGUUCACCUGGACCAAUUUGUUGGUGGUGGUGGUUGAGCUUGAUGGGUCGGAGCAAGAAGCCUUGGACCUGGUCCCCUUAGUGACCAACGUGGUUCUCGAGGAGCACUACCUGGUGGUGGGGGUCGUGGUCGUGGUGGACAUCGGUGUCAUCCCCAUCAACUCCCGGGGAGAGAAGCAGCGUAUGCACCUGCGGGAUGGGUUUUUGGCAGACCAGCUAGAUCCCAUCUAUGUGGCCUACAACAUGUAGUCUCGUCUCUGGUCCCGUAGACUUUUCUAGGAAAGUAAACGUUUUUCUCAGUGUCACUCAAGUUUGCAGACAUGAGGGCCACAUUCGCCAGAAUGGAGCCUUUGUUCACGCGGUGGUGAGACUUUCCACAGCAGUCCUGAUUGGCAUGGGGGUGAAAUGUGAAAUGUGAAUUUACCACUGAAGUUUGCUCAGAAGGACUUUGGAUUACUGCCUUCAGUUUGUUGGAAAAACCCAUUUCAAAACUUUCUUUUCUUUUUUUUUUAAUUAUUGGAUAAUAAGUGCUUUCUUCGUAAAUGUGGUAUUUUGUUAAGCCAAAAUAGCAAUUAAAAAAAUAUUCUGCCCUCCAGAUGGGUUCUUUUAAACAAUUUAUGUAGUGUGACAAAGAAUUGUUUUCUCUGUUUAAUGUGUCAUGAAAUCUUAAUGACAUGGACCUUGUUACUAAUUUAAGCCAUUGCUAGAUUUCAUCCUUUUAGGAAAGUUUGUUGAGGUACGAGAAAACCUUCCAAAUAGCACCUUCCGAUUAGAUUUUAGCAGCUUUCUUUGUCAGAAAUGUGCUGGAUAAACAAAGGCUAACAUACGGCCUUUGAAGUUAGCAUAGAAUGAGAAGAAAUUAUAAAUAAGGUGUAUUUCGGCAACUCUCUUGCAGAUAUCUUUGUACUAAACUAAAAAGAUAAAAUAAGUUAACUUCUUCAUAUGUAAUUAUGUACAAAACGUUUAAUUUAUUUUGAUCUCUUUAGAAGUAUAAAAGAGAAAAACAUUCAAGAACAUUAAAGUCUUGUAAUGUUUGCUAAUAUAAAAAAGUGUUGUAUUAUCUUGCGUGGAUAGUAUCACAACAAAUAUAUAUAUAUGAAAUAUAAAUUCACUAAUGAACAAAGGAGAUUUUAAAGUUUAAAAUGCAGAACCUGUCACUUGCAUGGUGUCCCCUCCACUGUACUGUAGAUAAAGCGAGAUUCUCUCACACCCACUUUGCUGAUGCGAGCAAUCCCAGAUUGCCGGUAGCCCGGUCUAAAUGUUUCUUCUAGAACCAGAGACCAGCAAGUGAAAUUAUUGCCAUCUCGAAGUUGGGGAAGGAAUUUGAGGCGAAAUGUGCACUAUUUUCCCUUUGCUGCGGGGGCAACGGUGAGCGGUCUGUGCCAGUGUGUGCUUACGACACUGAGCGGACAUUAGGGAAGGCAGGUGCUGAGUAGCACUGCUCUCUUAGCUGCAAGAAAUCCUUGUUGUUCAUCCUUUUUGUUAAUGUCACCCUUUUUGGUCCUUGGUAUGAAAAGGAGUGCUUUUAUGGUCAUUUGCACCGGGUUGUGUUGAUUCCCCUCAGAUGGCAUUGUAUGGAGUGGACAGACUGUCCAGAACAGCUUUAAGGGAAAAGACUCACAUAGGAUACCGUCACCUCAGCCAGCUCUCUGGGGUUCCCCCGCCCAGAGCUCUGGGGCUCCACCCUCAUGAGCUGCCCCGGGACUCCUCACAGAGCCACUGGCUGGAGCGAGAAAGCCUCCCAGCUGCCUUCAUUUCACCACCUGUGGAUGACACGUUUCUGAUUUCCGUCUCUCGCUGCUGCUGCCGCCUCACACACCUUCCGAUUUCCACGUCUCAUCUGUACACUCCUCGAUCGAAAUGGCCCAUCUGUGUCCAGGCAAGAAGAGGUAUCCGCUGUCCAAGCGUGAUCUAUCUUAUAACUGCCCCAAUAUGACCCUGCAGUGGCUCUCGUUGCUAGAAAUGCAUGACCAAGAUUGUUGCUGGGCAAACCUUAGAGUCUCUUUUCAUCAUAUUGUAGGCAAUGUCUUCAUCUGCCUUUGCUGUAUGCGCCAGCAGUAAGCCCUUUGCUAAAAGAGUUUUGUUUGACUUCCGAGAUCCAAGGCUAAUUGUUUUUUAAAAAUUUUAAGUGGCAUUUUUUUUAAUUUGUCUGCAUGUGGGGUGCAUCCUUCCAUCUCCACAAAUUAUUUGAUUUUUAAGAUAUUGUUUGACUUCAUUGCUGUGUGUGAAUAUUCUCUACAUGCUUCAGAUACACAUUCCUACAGUCUUCUGCUUCCUAAAGGGGAAAAAACCCACCACACACAGAAAAAAAGAUGUUUUCUUACACACACCCACCUUGUUUAAGGGGAAGGAGGUUUAAGGUUUCCGGUAAGAUACUGACUAGGAAACACAGCUACGGGAUAACUUGUGAGGUCUAGCUGAUGUCGGAAGCAAACAACAAAUCAGGUAUCACUUCCAAUAUGACCUUCACCUUCACCAUGUCAGCUUCACGUGCAAGACGGGGCGGUUGUGAAAGUGGUUAGUGACGUCCUUGUCAUCUCUCAUGGUAGAGUUGAGAUCCAAAGGGUUGGGGGCUGGGAUCGAAGGUCAUUUGUGCAAGAAAAAGGAAAGGAAACCCGUUUCAGCAAUAAAGAAGGAUUGUUCUGUAUUAGAAAUUGUGCUGUAGAUAAAUCAUUCAUGAGAAUGUAACAAUGUUUGUCUUGUGACCUUGUGCUUUUGAAGUCAGACAAAACCGUGUAAUCAACUUGCACAAAGAAGGGUACACAAUGAACAUUGAAACACAGACCUAACCCAACAGGGCGGCUUCCUCAUGGUGCUUGUUUAUUAUAUAUAUUUAAUCCUGCUUGACACUUUACCCAAGGGAAACUGCCCCUUUUAUCAGUUGAAUGUUAGCAGCGUUAUUUCAUAGAGUGUGGUGACUGGUUAGAGAAAUUCAUGUACUCAACCAAUCACGGUUUCAAACAAAAUUUUUAUGUGCAAAGGACGGCAACCUUCUCGUAUGUUAAACCACCAGUAAGCUUUGUACAUCUGUGAUAACGCCUGUUUUAUAUUCAAAUGAACAAAUAAAAGCUUUUAUUUUUGUUGCUCUGAAAAUAGCAGUUUCUUAAUUGGUCCCCUGGAAAACUGUCUGGGACAGCUUCAAUCCCAGGAAGGAAGUGACUCCUGCAGGGAAAUAGGAAAUGUAUCUGACUCUGUUUACAUAAUUUGUUGCAUUACUUAUUAGUACAGAUAAAUCAUACUUUGAACAAUGUUUAAA
Leptonychotes weddellii (Weddell seal) is the source of this 3798-nucleotide messenger RNA. The record is from RefSeq and is a predicted model, not a curated record. Lineage: Eukaryota; Metazoa; Chordata; Mammalia; Carnivora; Phocidae.